AUGUCAGAUGGAAUUUUCAAUGUAGAUGGAGAUUUAUGGACAUUUCAAAGGAAAAUGGCUAGUCUUGAACUUGGUAGUAUGUCCAUUAGGUCUUAUGCAUUUAACAAUGUGAAAAAUGAGAUCAAAUUCAGGCUUUUACCACUUUUAUCCUCUAUAGCUCAAGAAGAUUUUAGAGGGACAACUUUGGAUUUACAAGAUGUUUUUAGAAGAUUUGCUUUUGAUAAUAUAUGUAAAUUUUCUUUUGGUUUAGACCCUGGUUGUCUUGAACUAUCCCUUCCCCUUUCACAUUUUGCUCUAUCUUUUGACUUGGCAACAAAAUUGUCAGCAGAGAGGGCAUUGGCAGCAUCACCAUUGAUUUGGAAGAUUAAAAGGCUUUUGGAUAUUGGAACAGAGAGAAAAUUAAAGAAGGCCAUUAAUAAUAUUGAUGUUCUUGCAAAGGAAGUCAUAAGGCAAAAAAGAAAAUUGGGCUAUUCUAUUCAUCAAGAUCUUUUAUCAAGAUUCAUGGGCAUUAUUGACAAUGAAAAAUAUUUAAGAGACAUUGUGAUAAGUUUUAUUUUGGCGGGGCGUGACACAGUGGCCUCUGUAUUAACAAGCAUAUUCUGGCUGUUAACGAGUCACCCUGACGUUGAAUUAAGAAUCCGGGAGGAAUUGAGUCGAGUUAUGGAACAAGAUCAAGAUUUCUUGACGUUUGAACAAAUAAAUCAAAUGCAUUAUUUGAAUGCAGUGAUUCAUGAGAGCAUGAGGCUAUAUCCACCAGUGCAAUUUGACUCAAAAUUUGCUAGUGAAGUUGAUACAUUACCAGAUGGCACAUUUGUGGCUAAAAAUGCAAGGGUAACAUACCAUGUGUAUGCAAUGGGAAGGAUGGAAAAUAUAUGGGGCCAAGAUUAUAUGGAUUUCAAGCCAGAACGUUGGCUUAAAAAUGGUACAUUUUUUCAAGAAAGUCCUUUUAAAUACCCUGUAUUUCAAGGUGGAGUUAGGGUUUGUUUAGGCAAGGAAAUGGCACUAAUGGAAAUGAAGUGUGUAGUGGCUUCUAUGGUACAACACUUUGACGUUCGGGCCGUGGCGGCCAGCGGUGAUAUCCAGUUCGAUCCGGGGCUGACGGCCACCGUGAGAGGCGGGCUUCCGGUGGUGGUUAGGUGGAGGAGGGGCCUCUUGAAUUUUCUAGCUAGUAACAUGGCCACGAAUAUGGUUCAAAAUGGAGAUAUUGGCUUUAAGUCUUAAUAUUUUUCACGUGGGUAUAUUGCAUUUGGCCUAU
Molecule: messenger RNA, 1255 nt
Organism: Nicotiana attenuata
Lineage: Eukaryota; Viridiplantae; Streptophyta; Magnoliopsida; Solanales; Solanaceae
Product: cytochrome P450 94C1-like
Exons: 2
Coding region: 1-1221 (406 amino acids)
Molecular function (GO): iron ion binding; heme binding; monooxygenase activity
Source: RefSeq, a predicted model, not a curated record